This is a messenger RNA of Spinacia oleracea (spinach), 516 nucleotides long. RefSeq lists its product as uncharacterized. Bases 1 to 516 code for a protein of 171 amino acids. Lineage: Eukaryota; Viridiplantae; Streptophyta; Magnoliopsida; Caryophyllales; Amaranthaceae. The transcript has a single exon. The record is from RefSeq and is a predicted model, not a curated record.
AUGGGUGAUCCAGACAAGCCUACUGCCCCUACUUCCUCUUUCCACCCUGCACUCGCUGUCAACAACAUCAGGAAUUUCAUUCCAAUAACGUUGGAAUUGGAGAACGCACAAUACAUAUCAUGGGCUGAAUUAUUCAAGAUACAUGCCACAACAUACGAGGUCAUGGAUCAUAUUCUCGAACCGUCGGAGGAUGCACCCACCUCUCCAUCCAUCGACAAGGCUCUCUGGGCACGCCUUGAUGCCAUAGUUCUUCAAUGGAUUUAUGGUACGAUCUCUAAUGACCUCUUGCACACCAUUCUUGAACCUGGCUCUACGGCAAAACAGGCAUGGGAACGCUUGAAAAACAUCUUUCAAGACAAUAAGAGUUCUCGAGCCGUGGCUCUCGAAAGCCAAUUCUCUCAUGUGGCUCUCUAUAAUUUCCCCAAUGUCACAUCUUACUGUCAGAGGAUUAAAAUGCUCGCUGAUCAACUCAAGAACGUAGGGGCGCCGGUGACUGAGCAACGUCUCGUCCUAUAG